This is a messenger RNA of Naegleria gruberi, 1170 nucleotides long. RefSeq lists its product as uncharacterized. Bases 1 to 1170 code for a protein of 389 amino acids. NCBI's taxonomy places the organism in Eukaryota, Heterolobosea, Eutetramitea, Acrasida, Naegleriidae. The transcript has a single exon. Gene Ontology annotation, molecular function: NAD+ poly-ADP-ribosyltransferase activity. The record is from RefSeq and is a predicted model, not a curated record.
AUGAAGCAAAACAAUCCAACAUUGCCCACACCAAGUGUUUCAUCCCAACCUCCACAAAAUAUCCCUCAAGGAACGGUGCCACAAAUUGUUGGAUACAUGACAACAGGAGCUAAUCCACAAUUUCUUCCUGUCAAUUACGUCAAACCACAACAAUCCACAAUCCAAUCCACAAGUACAACACCAACAACCAGCCAUUCCUCAUCACCAAGCUGCAGCAAAACAACGAAAUCAUCAACUUCAACCAAAGUUAAUGAAUUAAAAGACAAGGUGCCUUGUAAACAUUGGGAUAAAUGUACCAAAACAAACUAUAGGGAUCAUGUUGAUCAUGGUGAAAAGUAUUAUCAUCCAUGUAAGAAGGGAGCAAACUGUUCCAUGAUUACUGAUUCUGUUCACAGAUCCAGAUUCGUCCAUCCAUGCAAAUACGAUUCAAAGUGUACUAAACUCCAACAGAAAGAGCAUUGCCUUCACUAUUUCCAUACAUGCCAAGAUGCUACUUCCUGUCAAAAGUAUCUAUCUGGAGAUAUUUCACAUUGCUAUUCAUUUAUACAUGAAAGCAAGGCAACCAAUUCAACCAGCAACACACAAGUGAAUUGCAUCUCUUCAUGGCCAAAGGAAUGGGAAAAUCCUCCCAAACUCUCCAAAAACCCUCUCAUGAAACCACACUUUCGAAUAGUAACACUUUCCACCUCCUCCAAAGAGUUUCAACAUUGUUCUCAGCUCUUUUCCUCAACCUCCACAGGUAAAACCAUUCUCAAAAUUGAACGAAUUGAAAAUUACAUUCGAUGGAAUUGGUACAGUCUUCAAAAGCAGAACAUGAAAGCCAACCACAAUGAGAAACAACUCUUCCACGGAACUCAACAACAAUUUGCUGAUUUAAUUGCCAAGGAAGGUUUCGAUGCAAGAGUGAGUAAUAGUGGGAAAUUUGGAAAUGGAAUUUACUUUAGUCCCAAUGCUUCCUACUCUCUCGGAUAUGCUGGUAAUAGUAAUAAUGGAAGAAUGUUCAUUGUGAGAGUACUUGUUGGUCAUUCAUAUGAUGCUAAUAUGAAUAUGAUGCAGACGAUUAAGAUUGCUCCGCAGGGAUUUGAUAGUGUUACUGGAUGGGGAGGACAGGAAAUUAUUGUCUAUGAUAAUAAGCAAGCCUAUCCUGAAUAUUUGAUUACCUAUCAAUAG